GUGCUUUUCGUCUAAUCGUCUUGUCUGUCGGCUAUCGAGCCUGAGGUUCCAAAUUCCAGCAUGUCGGUAAUACGCAAACUAUGCGUACAAUUUGAGUCACUUAAAAAUCCUGUUAGGUCAAAAUGCGUUAAGUUGCCAGCACCUAGUACGCGAAGUGAUUUGGCUAUUCUGAAGGAAACUUUACUAAGACAAAUGUUAGAUGACAUGUCAAUUCUUGAUUUACAGUUCAACAAAUCAAAGCUUACACGAGUUGAGGAUCUAAUCAUUUGUGAAUACGAUGAGGAUUUCGGACAACCAAUUGAAGUUCAUUUAGAUGUGGUUUUGUUUGAUAAAGACAUAGUAAUGGUAAGGCUGCGUAAACCUGUAGUUGAAUUCAGUGAGUGUGAGGAGCCAGGUCAGAAACUGGAUAAUGUAUCGAACAAUGGUGACAUCAGUGAAGGUGCAGAAAGUACAGACUUUCUUAACAGCAGCUUGGAAGAAGACAGGAUGUACACAAGUACACCUUAUUCUGUUCCACUAGAACUAACUGGGGCCUCAUCAAGCAGCAAAAUCAAUACCAAGAGAGUGAAGAAAUUUUGCCAACGCAAAGAAAUCUCUGAAGCUGAGGACAACAGCACAUAUGUAGACAUUGGUCAGUUGGAUGGCAGCAUAAACUCACUGAAUGAUGUAACUGCAAGCAACUCUCGUGUUCCUUGUACGACGCUGAUCACUUCGAUGAAAAAUCCUCGGCCUUCUGGUUCUAAGACCACUGUAAAUAGAAACCAUCUCCAAGCCGAUUCAGACGGAGAGAUAGCAAGAGAUCAGGCGACUGAACCGGAAAUUUUAAAACAACUAAAAUCCCGUGUUCCACUUACGCUCCCCCAAAAAGGUUCUGAAUCUUGGGAGAUUAACCCACAACUUGCUCUGGCAAUUAAAAACAAUUUGUUGCUUUUGCACCAAAAUCAAUUCAUUGCAGUUUGUGCGAUGCAUUUCAAAAGGACUCAGCCCUUAGGUAACAAGGGUUUGUUCCGAAGCUACGCCUACAUGAUUGUGACGAAAUACGACGUUCUGAGAGACCACGGCCCGAUCUCAUAUGUAACUGUCAAAGAAAAGGUGAUUCGUGCCAUUAAUAAUAGUUUAGAUAGUCAACAACAUGGAGCACGUCGCAAGCUGGCCAGGAAUCAAAAGAAGCAUGCCAAAAAACAACAGGCGGCCGCUGUCACAACAAACGAUGUCCUUGAUGCUAGCAAUAGUAUCCAACCAUCAGGAGAUGAUAUCGACGACGAGCACCCCAACAACGAUUUGUUGGAUGAGGAAGAAGAAAAAAAAAUUGAAGAGUUUAAGGCUAGAAAAGAAAUUUUCAAUUCGAAAAAGAAGUUGUCGACAAAGGCAAUGUUGGAAAAAAUCCUGAGUUACAACAAUUUUGAAAUUGUCUAUGAAGAUUUUGCUAGAAUGGAGCCAAUGUGCGAUCUUGUAUAGAUAAAUUUUGUGAAAACUUUGAUGAAUUUAUUACCAAUUUUCGCCAGUUUCUUUCGAAACGAAAAAAUGGAGGACAUACUUUUUCAAAUAGAAAUCGUGGAGAUGUAGAUGUGAUACUUACAAUCAAUAGUUUGUGCUCAACAAAGCGUGGGGUUUCAGAUUCUACACCGGUUAUUCAAAAACGUCUGGUUGGUUAGCCUGUUGAGCCUAAUUACAAUGGCCUUAAUCCCAGUGCAAUGUGGUUUUUCGAGGGCGAUGAUGUCCAUUCCAUGUUAAUUUUUGGCGGGGGGGGUGUUGAAUUUCAAAAACAUCCAAACUAAGAGUGUGUGCAUUGUGUUGUAUAUCUACUAGCGCCACUAGUGGCAGGCUUAGCUAAUACAAAGAGGCUAGCCUCAGUCACACUUGGA
Molecule: messenger RNA, 1865 nt
Organism: Daphnia magna
Lineage: Eukaryota; Metazoa; Arthropoda; Branchiopoda; Diplostraca; Daphniidae
Exons: 7
Coding region: 61-1458 (465 amino acids)
Source: RefSeq, a predicted model, not a curated record